AUGAAUGUGAAUGGACACGACCAAACUGGAUGGUGUGGUGGAGGGAUUGUCUCUCAUUUGGCUGUAUCGCUGGAAUCAGGGGCGUGGGGAAGUCAGGUAAUUGUGCCCCGGAAGGUGAGUGCUGUGUUGGGGAAGAAUGUGACGUUGGCCUGUAACGUGGAGGUGGGCGCCAACCUUAGUCUCACCCAGAGUACCUGGGAACGGCAGCUGUCCACCGGCCCGUUGACGCUGGCGGUGUACAACCCUGUGUUUGGCAUCUCCGUCAACGCGGAGUACACACGGCGCCUGUCCUUCCGCUCACCGUCCUCCCAUGAUGCCACCGUCAUUCUGGAGGACGUGGGCUUCGCAGACAUUGGAGUGUACACCUGCAAAGUGGCCACCUUCCCCCUGGGAAACACACAGGCCUCCACCACGGUCAGCGUGCUCGUGGAGCCCAAGGUGUACGUGUCGGCCGGGUCGAUGGCUCUAAUCGACGAGGGCAAUGAAACCGUAGUGGCCACCUGCAUCGCUGAGCGGGCCCGCCCCCCCGCUGAGGUCUCCUGGGAGACGGACCUGUUUGGCCAAUCGGAGGUGACGCUGCAGGAAGAGGCCAACGGCACCACCAGCACCCAGGUGCGCUACCUGUGGCAGCCCACUCGUCACGUCCAGGGCCACACGCUGACCUGCGUGGUGCGCCACCCCGCCCUGAACACCCAGUUCAGGAUCCCCUACCAGCUCAACGUGCAGUACGCCCCAGACAUCACGGUGCUCGGCUACGACGGGGACUGGUACGUCGGCCGGGAGAACGUCCAGCUGACCUGCAAAGCCAAUGCCAACCCGCCGGCCCGCCACUUCAAAUGGAUCAGGCUCGACCGGGACAUGCCGGAGGGGGUGGACGAUGUCAACAACACGCUGCUGUUUCUGAGGCCCCUGCAGCGGAAUGACUCUGGUGUCUACAGGUGUGAGGUCGCCAACGACAUCAGCCUACGCUUUAAGGACCUGCGCGUCCGCGUUAAUGAUCCUCCCACCACCUCCAUGCCUUCCACCUCCCCUGCUCCUGUUUUAACGGGUUCUGCCUCCUCCUCCACCUCUGUGGGAGACAAGCGACGGGUCCACUUCACCUCCCCCACCCUUGCUGCCCUGCCGCCUGACAACCACCUUGGCACCAUCGUGGGUGGGGCUGUGGGAGGAGCCAUGUUCCUCCUGCUGCUGCUGGUGCUGGGCGGGGUCUGUUACCUACGACAACGGCAGACUUUCCGCGGGGACUACUACACUAAGCAGUACAUAGGGCCUUCGGACAUGCAGAAGGCUCCACCCCCACAGCCCCGUCUUCACUCCCCGAAGCCUGCCAACGCCGUCUACGUGGACAAGGACCGCGAAGAAUGGGGCGACCGCGAGCGCAACCACGAGCGAGACCGCGAGCGCCUCCACAUGCAUCAGACGCCGCCGGCGGUCGUCAGCAACCACAGAGAGCCGGGUGGCCGCACGAGGGCGCUGAGGAACGGCGAUCACCUCGGUCACGAACACCUGCACGGCUACCCCAGCCCCCACCAGACGGGCCGCGCCAGAUACACCGCCCCGUCACGCCCCCUCAGUAACGGCUCCCCCUACCUGUCGGAUGACUGCUACGAGAGCGGCGCUGAGGGGGACUACGUUUCCCAUACGGACGGCUCAGUGAUCUCACGCCGGGAGUGGUACGUCUGAGGCCGUAGGAGCGCUGCGCUGACAGCAGACUGCUGGGAACGGGGAGGAGACCACAGUGCACCAAUCACCAGAGGAAUCGAGAACGUUCUGCCACUCUGUCCGUCUUCCCCUGACGCUGUCGUCAGUCUGGACAUGUGGAUCCCUCUCUUUUUUUCCAACACUGUUUGUCAUUUGGUAACAGGGUGCUGGUUCUCGUGGAAGAUGUGUGGAGGCCCCGUCACUCUGUGGCCCUGCUUUCCUUCUGCACUAGAGGACAACUUUGUGUUAACUGGUUAAUGUAGGGUUGGGUCACCGCUCACUGCGUGCACACACACUCUGCUAGGCCUGCCUUCUGGUAUUGUUUUGAUUGCAAGCAUGCAAAGAAGGCCCUCCUGCGCUAUUUCAGUUCACAAUUCUUGAAAUUAAGUCAAAUACUUUUAAGAGAAUCCGAUGAAUUUCUUUUACUUCUUGUAGAGUUUGAUAUUUCUAAUAACCUGUCUAGUAUCCACUUUCUGUUAAGCGUUUUGAAGAAAAUACAUUUGUUUUGUACACAAGGGGAAAUGGAUAGGCAGAUUUCUGGCACACAGGGAAUUAUUUGUUGCAGUAAGUUGAUAGCAUGAAUACACAUCAAAUUUGAAUGUUAUGUCCUUUUCUUCGUAUCUGUGUGGAAGUGUAUUAUUGGUGCCAUUGCCAACUUAUUAGUGUUGUCAGAUAGCAUUAGAUGUCACUAGUGUUGUCAGAUAGCAUUGUAUGCUGUCAUUGCAGCAAGAUGUCAUUGGUAGAACUAUGUCUGCAAUGUUCUGUGUUGGUGUGGAAACACUAGCAGUAAUGAUAACUAACUAGGUAAAACAAAGUAUUCCUUGUGUAUCACAUUUUCAUACGGAGAUUUGGAAAAAUAUGAGACUAGAGCUCCCUGUUCCCAGAUGUGGGAAUGGAUGUACGAUAUGUUCAGGAGCCCCAUGCGUUCUGUAUGAGCACCGUCUCGUCUAUUUAUUUGUGCUUUUCUAUUUGUUGUUAUGUGAAAUAUAUCUGAAAUGCCCAUAGUAACAGCAUACUGUUUAUAGGGCCUUUCCAUUUGGAAAGCCAUCUGGUAAAGGUGAAUGGGGCAUAAUAGUUCUACUUGAGUUUUGUUAUUUCAUCUGUGAUACUGUGAAGUAAAUAGAGAAUGAUCAUGUUCUCUGUUGUCUAGUGAGAAGUCCUCUCUCACUGUUCUGGGUUCAGUUAUGAAACGGUGCCUUAUCCCAGAAGAGCAGUAAAGUGACUAGUGAAGUCAUUAAAAAAGACAGUAUGAUAACAUUGUUAUUCUUGCUGACAGAAGUGCAAGGUCUCUUAGGUUCACUGAAUGAUGAGUUUUUUUUUUCUUCCCUAUAUUGUGAUUCUCUUUGUCACAUCCUGUUCUCUGUCUCAUGUUUUUUUAGCCAAGAAGUUUGACAGUAGCAUUUUCUUUGCUCACACCUUGAAUGACAUUUGCAGCGUCGUGGUUGCAAAACACCUGAACAAAGCUAUCCUGAGCUAAAAUAUGAUAUUAUCGUACGGUGCAGUUCCUACAUUGUUUUUCAUUUUUUCAAGGGAUUACCAGAUUUUAGGUUUUCUUUGUACAAAGUCUAAACAUGAGGAGUAGAUUACCCCAUCACCUCACCAAGGUCUAACUUCAAUCGCAUUUGACUUUUCUCCUCUCAAGCAUUGUCAUGUCGUGUUCAUCUCAUGCUUGUUUUGUACGUAGGGGAUGAACUAAUGUAUCUUUAAAAAAAAAAUGUUUUAAUGCAAGAGAAAAUAAAAAUCACAUGCUGUAUCAUCAAUGACAACAUGCAUUGUUUUGGAAAUCUUUUUUGAGAUUCUUUGUUUUAAAUAAAGCACCUUUUUUCUGUGA
This is a messenger RNA of Esox lucius (northern pike), 3532 nucleotides long. RefSeq names its product nectin cell adhesion molecule 3b (gene nectin3b). The record is from RefSeq and is a predicted model, not a curated record. The coding region runs from base 1 to 1683 and encodes 560 amino acids. NCBI's taxonomy places the organism in Eukaryota, Metazoa, Chordata, Actinopteri, Esociformes, Esocidae. Gene Ontology annotation, cellular component: adherens junction; apical junction complex. The transcript has 7 exons. Gene Ontology annotation, biological process: heterophilic cell-cell adhesion; homophilic cell-cell adhesion.